Molecule: messenger RNA, 971 nt
Organism: Danio rerio (zebrafish)
Lineage: Eukaryota; Metazoa; Chordata; Actinopteri; Cypriniformes; Danionidae
Gene: prl2
Product: prolactin 2
Cellular component (GO): extracellular region
Molecular function (GO): hormone activity
Source: RefSeq, marked validated
CCACAACCUCUCCUUCUCCUCUCCUCUCAGAAUGUCUAGGAGCCUGAAGCAAGUGGCUGUGCUGCUUGUGGCACUUCUGUGUCUGGAUCCUCAUGGCCGCGUCGGAUCUGCACCUAUCUGUGCUCACGGGCCAUCAGGAUGCCACGUCCCGUCUCUGGCAGAUCUGUUCGACAGGGUCAUCCAGCACUCGGCCCGGAUGCACAGCCUCUCCAAUGACCUGCACUCAGAGUUUGAACAGUAUUUCCUGCCCAGCAAAAACCACAUUGGAAAGAUCUACCGCAAGUGUCACACCUCCAGCAUACUGACUCCAAAUGGCAAAGAGAAUGCACAGAAACUUGCUCGCGAGGAGUUGACGGAGGUGAUCCUCAAGCUGCUUCUGGCCUGGAGGGACCCUCUGUUUCAGCUUCACCAGAGUAUGGCCCACCAGCAGGACUUCAACAGCUUCAGCAGUAACAAGGCCCUGGAGAUGGGAGACAUGGCCCACGAGCUUAGGAAAGGCGUGGAGAAAGUGGCCGAAAAGAUGCGAGUGCUGGGGAUGCUUGGGAACUCAGUGACAGGUCUGUCUGCAGCAGAAGCCAUGCUUCCGAUUUCUGACAGCGGAGAAGCCAUGAGUGACUACGAUCUCCUCUACUGCUUUCGCCGCGACUCCAACAAAGUCCAGAACUAUCUAAAAAUCCUCAAGUGCAGGAUUGUACCCGAACAUGACUGUUAGGGGCAAACAAAAAAAAAACAUGGGCCUUUCACCUGCACUGAAGGACAGCACAAUGGACACACGCUGGUCCACAAGUCAUCAAAUCCCAGUAAAUAAACCUGACUUUUGCAUUGCUUCAUGUUCUAGUAAUUGUUGCUGUAAUUAUUAAAACAGAAGAGGGAGAAAUUCUGUUUCGCCUCUAAGAGGAAAUUCACAUACUUAUUCAUUCAUAUUUUUCUAAUUACCAUGUGCUUUCUAUUUAUAUUUCUGUGAGUUACAC